Molecule: messenger RNA, 3084 nt
Organism: Leguminivora glycinivorella
Lineage: Eukaryota; Metazoa; Arthropoda; Insecta; Lepidoptera; Tortricidae
Product: beta-secretase 1-like
Exons: 9
Coding region: 159-1613 (484 amino acids)
Biological process (GO): membrane protein ectodomain proteolysis; amyloid-beta metabolic process
Cellular component (GO): trans-Golgi network; endosome; membrane
Molecular function (GO): aspartic-type endopeptidase activity
Source: RefSeq, a predicted model, not a curated record
GUUUGGUUUGGCACAGGGAUUUGUGCUAUAAUUUCUAUAAAUAAACAAAGUCCACGGUGAUUUUGGGUCUUUGUUAGCGUUUAAUAUGGUGUACAAAUUAAUUAAAUUAUGCUCUAUAACUUAAGAAGAGGGGACUGAGACCUCUCAUUCGAUAUUUCAUGAGAUUAUGUUCAAUUAGUGCAAAGAUGAUGCGAAAUACAGUUUACGGUUUUCUGGUGCUCGUUUCUUUGAGUUAUACACUUGGUGAAGAGUUCAAUCUCUUCGGAGACGCAGGUCAAGCAUAUUCUGUAGAAGUCAACUUAGGUCAUCCACCACAAAAGUUUAAUUUACUAGUCGAUACAGGCAGCACUACAUUGGCUAUAGCAUCGCAAGUUCGUCAAGGGGGCAAGUCAUUCUUCAAGGCAAAUGAGUCUACUACUAUUUGGGACAGUGGCAAACAAGUACAGGCUAAAUACUCCCAAGGGAUGUGGGUUGGGCACCUGGCUUCAGAUUGGGUGCAGUUCCCAUCACUGUCUAACAUCCCCGAAGUGAGAACAGACUUGGCGCUUAUUACCGAAAGCCAUAAAUUCUUCAUGAAUGGGUCUGGGUGGCAGGGUCUUCUAGGCCUGGCAUACCUACCUGUGGGAGCUUGGGGUGAGAAUGUUGUGGUCGAGUCCUGGUUAGACUCCGUGGACCGCACUCUCAAGAAACCUAUUUCCUUCCAACUCAAGCUGUGUGGGGUUCUAAAUGCUACUAAUGCAACUCAUUAUGGGAAUUUCAAAAUGCUUGAUGAUGCCACAGAAAACAAAAAUACCAACCAAUCAUACCAAACACCUGUUCUCCGUCAGCGCUGGUACGAAGUGGGCGUGUUGUCUGUACGAGUCAUCAAUACUAAUAAUAAUAACUCGGCUCCUACACAAAGUACUGGGACAGAUAUCGAUAAUGAGAUAUGCUUGAAACUUAAUGAAGAGAAGAGCAUAGUGGAUAGCGGCACUACGAACAUUCGGUUGCCUGACACUGUUUUUAGAGAGAUUGUUGGCCAAAUAAGGAAUGCAGUUUCUAAGAUAAAUGUGAUUUCAGACGAAUUUUGGUACCAUGGUGAGGCGGGUUGCUGGCCGCAGCCGCAGGAGUGGUCGCUCCCGUGGAUCGCGAUCGACUUGCUUAGCGUCGACGCGGACAACCAGUAUUUCACACUCGAAAUACCGCCGCAGACAUAUAUGCGAGUGGUGUCGACGGGCGAAGCAGGGACGGACUUUGUGUGCUACAAGCUGGGGCUCGAGGCGGGCCCCGAGACCGUGCUGGGAUACACCGCCAUGGAGGGACUGCAGGUACUAUUCAAUAGAUCAGCCGGCUGGAUCGGCUGGCAAACUUCAAACUGCGGCUCCAACGCUCGCAUCACCGGCCCUUACAACGCGUCGACAUCCCUCAUAGACUCGUGCCAACUACGUCGCCCGGUCUCCGAGACCGCGGUCUCUAUUCGCGCGGCGCAGUGGGCCCUGUGCGCGAUCUCUAUAAUAGCUGCUGGGGUGUUAGUGUACCUACUAGCCCCGUGUGUCAAAGCGGUCUGUAGGAAGCCGCUGAGAACGCAACAGAUCUCGCUUUCGACGGCGGCUUUGGUGGAACAAGAGACGUGAUGGUAACUAAAAAAAAACAUGGUCACAAAGUGGUUGUUUAAGUGUGUGAUAUAGUGUGUUUAAAUUAUUGUGGCGUUUAUCCUCGUGAGAUCCGUAGAUAAGAUUAAUGACUUCAAUGGAAUUUAAAUUAUUUUUAAGGGAAAUAAUGUUAAAUUUCUUUUGUUUUGUUCGAUUUCGGAACAGUAGAAAUUCAACCACAUUUUUCAGAUAGGUACCUACUUAGGUAUUAUAUUUAAAAUUCAACCGAUCCUCAGGAGAUUUUAAGUCACACUACUUUUUACAAUUUUAGGUCCUAUUUUAUGAAUAUAAACUUAGAGAUUAAGUUUACACAAUUCAGUCAAUGGUGCUUUGUCACCGGCGAGGGCAUUACGACGAUAUUUUUCGUACUAACAACGAGAAUUGCUUUCUUUGUCACACGUGUUCAGUAAAAUAGUACUGACUGUGAGUAGUAUUUAUUAAUUAGCUAAAAUUCUUCCUAUUUCUUUAUUUAUUAUUGUAAAUGGCCUCAUAUUAGUCGAAAAUCGUUACUUAAAUUUUGUUUAAAAAUUACGAACCGCGUUUUGAGCGUGUGUUUAAAAGUUAUUGUGUGGUUACUGUAAGUAAUUUGAUUGUGUGACUAAAAGCAUGAUAGACAAAGAAAUAUCUAAUACGCACAAUAUGGGGCAAUCGAAAUGAAUUAAGGCAAAGAAAUUUAUAAAAGUAGUUCGCUGUCCUUUGUUUAACAUUGUACUAGUAACAACAUUUACUUUUUAAUUUUAUCACUGCAUGCAAUUCUGAAUACUUAAAAUGUAGAUGGCGCUGUACCAGGACAAAACAUUUAGUUGCGGUAUUGAACACGGAUUUGGUGCCAAAAAUAUGUAUCGCUGUCUUAAUGAAGAUAUGGUCAAGAAGGAGGUUUACACAAAUUUUUGAAACGUCUACCCUGCAUUUUUACACGACGGCCCAAAAAAAGAGUGUAUUUCUAUUUUCCAAUGUUUUUUUGUAGAAAGCUAUUAUUACUAUUAUUUCUUUGUCUAUGAUGGUAAAGCAGCUCUAAAAGAGCGCAUUUUACUUAUAAGUCUGAUAAUAUUAGCUAGUCCUUAGGUAAUUGAAUUUUAGCACGAUCACAUUUUAAUUCUGUGAAUUAAGACCAUAACAGUGAGAGUAGUUUUAAUUUAAAAAAUGUACAUUUUCACGAUAUCUCGAUUUUUAUGGCACCUAAAUGAAUUGGUAAUAUUCCGACCUCCAACAAUUUUAUUGAAACAUUGUAGUUCUAAAUAUAAAAGACGGAGAUACCGUCAAGUGGGGUCAUUGGAGACAGGUGGGGUGGGGUAACUAUAAGGUAAAGGGGACAAGACUGGUAAUUCCUCCUCCUCCUUGCGUUACCCCAAGAUUUGGCGUAGGCACUAGUUUUACGAAAGCGACUGCCAUCUGACCUUCCAACUCAAAGGGUAACAAGGCUGAUGUUUUCCUUCACCGAAAAGCGACUGGC